AACACGUGGAUCCGGGCGCACCGGGGCUGCCUUUGCAAAGCUCUGCUUUGAGUCGCGGCCCGGGAACUGAGAGGGCGGGGUUGUUCUGGAUUUAAUUUUCAUAAUUCACAACCUUCAGCCACAGUGGUUGAAAACUAAAGAUGAACCCUAAGGAAUCGGGUGGAGGCUGCAGUGAGAAAACACAGAGAUUUUUUUUUUUAAGUGAUGAAGAGGAUAGAAGAAUGAAGUGGGAAACCAUCAGUUCUUAAAUACUGGGAUUGCCAUUUGGAAGUACCUUGUCCCUGUGCCUUUGAGAAAAAUGUCCAUGGAUGUAACAUUUCUGGGGACAGGGGCUGCGUAUCCAUCUCCAAUGAGAGGGGCCUCGGCUACGGUAAUCCGUUUUGAAGGAGAAUGCUGGCUGUUUGAUUGUGGCGAGGGAACCCAGACGCAGUUUAUGAAAAGUAAUCUGAAAGCAGGAAAGAUUACCAAGAUUUUUAUAACUCAUCUGCACGGGGACCACUUCUUUGGCCUUCCUGGACUGUUGUGUACAAUCAGCCUGCAGUGUAGUCCAGACGGCAACAAGCUGCCGGUGGAUAUUUAUGGACCCCUUGGGAUAAAGGAUUUUCUCCAGAGAACCAUGGCACUUUCCCGUUCCCAGCUGGUUUUCCCUUACGUGGUCCACGAACUGGUUCCCACACCCAACCAGUGUCCUGAAGAAGAAUGGGAUGAUGUGUUUUCCGGGAAGCGAGAUGAGGACAGCUGUCCAGAGCCACAAGGAGACAUUAUUUGUCUGAAUCCUGCAGACGACUCGUACCUCUUGGUGGAUGGUGGGCAGGUCGUGAUAAAGGCGUUCAGAUUGUUUCACCGUAUACCUUCCUUUGGGUUUCUGGUGGAAGAGAAGCCACGGACCGGCAAACUCAACGCUCAGAAAUUGAAGGAAUUAGGAAUUCCGCCAGGCCCCUUAUAUGGGAAAUUGAAAGAAGGUGUUCCGAUUACUCUGGAAAAUGGGACAACCAUUUCUCCUACGGAUGUCUUAGACAGUCCUUGUCCUGGAAGAAAAAUUUGUAUUUUAGGAGAUUGUUCGGGUGUGGUUGGGGACGGGGUGACGUCGCUUUGCUCUGACGCCGACAUCUUGAUACAUGAAGCCACCCUGGAUGACAGCCAGAUGGACAAAGCCAAAGAACGUGGCCACAGCACGCCCAAAAUGGCCGCCGAGUUUGCUAAGCUGUGCAAAGCGAGGAAGCUGGUGCUAUUUCAUUUUAGUCAAAGAUAUAAGCCCGCGAAUCAGAUAGGGGAAGGAGACGCAGACGUUACCGAGCUGAAAAAGCAAGCGGAGAUAGUUUUGAAUGGACAAGAAGUGGUGCUGUCUGAGGAUUUUAUGACAAUUAGUAUCCCAGUGAAAAAACCAAAAUAGGACCCCUGGACAACAAAAUGGAAAUUAAUUGGCGGAUGUGCAAAAACUCUCCAGCCGUGACUUGUGUUUCAGGUGUUCAUCGUGGAAGGGACCGAAGGAAGUCAGGUUUGAAUUAGGAGGAUGGGCCUCUUUGUAUGAACAUCUGUUCUUUAUUGCGUCCAAUAUUUCUGAUGCAUUUGUAAUGUUGACACGGAUUAAAAGUGCUUUGCGUGCUAGGCUUCUCUCUGCCUUCCUUGUAAGGCAAACUCUCUUGUGUUUUAGCUACUUGGAAUUGAGGACCUCAUGAAUGAAGGCUGCAGGGUUUUUUUAAACGGUUAGAAAUAGAGGUAGUCCUCGACUUACGACCACAAUUGAGCCUAAAAUUUCUGUUGUUAAAGUGAAACAUUUGUUAAGUGAGUUUUGCCUCAUUUUACUGUCUUUCCUGCCAAUAGUUGUUAAGUGAGUAAUUGCGGUUGAUAAAUUAGUAACGUGGUUGUUAAGAGAA
Molecule: messenger RNA, 1877 nt
Organism: Pantherophis guttatus
Lineage: Eukaryota; Metazoa; Chordata; Lepidosauria; Squamata; Colubridae
Gene: ELAC1
Product: elaC ribonuclease Z 1
Cellular component (GO): nucleus
Molecular function (GO): 3'-tRNA processing endoribonuclease activity
Source: RefSeq, a predicted model, not a curated record